This is a messenger RNA of Perca fluviatilis (European perch), 2133 nucleotides long. It is a transcript of the gene e2f4, whose product is annotated as E2F transcription factor 4. The transcript has 11 exons. NCBI's taxonomy places the organism in Eukaryota, Metazoa, Chordata, Actinopteri, Perciformes, Percidae. Gene Ontology annotation, cellular component: RNA polymerase II transcription regulator complex. The record is from RefSeq and is a predicted model, not a curated record. The coding region runs from base 16 to 1083 and encodes 355 amino acids. Gene Ontology annotation, biological process: regulation of transcription by RNA polymerase II. Gene Ontology annotation, molecular function: RNA polymerase II cis-regulatory region sequence-specific DNA binding; DNA-binding transcription factor activity, RNA polymerase II-specific; protein dimerization activity.
CUGCUGUACCCAACAAUGCGUUGUUGCAGGGCAUUGAACCCGUUGGUACAGAGCUACAGCGGUUUCCCUUUGUCGGCUGCAGACACGUUGGCGGUGCGACAGAAACGACGUAUCUAUGAUAUCACUAAUGUUUUGGAGGGAAUUGGACUGAUCGAGAAGAAGUCCAAGAACAGCAUCCAGUGGAAGGGUGUAGGUCCAGGAUGUAACACCAGAGAGAUCGCCGAUAAGCUAAUUGAUCUGAAGGCCGAGCUAGAUGACCUGGCUCUCAGGGAAAACGAGCUGGACCAGCAGAGAGUCUGGGUCCAGCAGAGCAUCAAGAAUGUCACUGACGACUCCAACAACAGCCCUAUGGCAUAUAUAAAACAUGAAGACCUCUGUGGAGCUUUCAAAGGUGACACACUCCUUGCAAUCCGGGCUCCCAUUGGCACACAACUAGAGGUCCCCAUACCAGAAGCUGUCCUCAACGGACAGAGGAAAUACCAGAUCCGUCUCAAGAGUGCAUCUGGGCCCAUUGAGGUUUUGCUGGUCAAUAAGGACCCAUCCAGUGCCUCUCCUGUUGUUUUGCCCGUCCCUCCUCCAGAUGACAUCCUUCAAAGCCUCCCAGCAACGACGCCUACCUCUCAUCCGUCCACUGCUGCCUCCCAGGUCUCCAAAGCAGCAACGUCUACAAAACCUGGUCCUGCCACGACGUCGGCUCCAGCAGCCAACCAGACUGCCUCACUGACAGAAGUGACAAGCACCACGCCACUCACCCCAAUAACAGAUACACCUGCUGCAGUUACCCAGCAACUACAGUCUUCUGCCUCGUUGGAUGGGUCUGCGUCUUCAUCUGCCUCUGCAGUAUUUGAACCAAUGAAGUCAAAUCCCUCUGAAUUGCUGGACUUCCCCAAAGAGCUCUCUGAAAUGUUUGAUCCAACAAAAGAGAUCAUGAGUGGAGACCUUUUGGAAGACUUGAUGUCAUCAGAAGUGUUCUCGCCUCUCCUGCGUCUGUCCCCUCCACCCAGCGACCACGACUACAUAUACAACCUGGAUGAGACAGAAGGCCUUUGUGACCUCUUUGACGUCCCCAUUCUCAACCUCUGACCCCUGCGACUGUUGUCAGAGUGAGAAAAGGUUCCCCAAACGUGCUUAUCUACCUUCAUUUUCUCCACGUUUUUGAAGGUGAGAAGAGGUGCAAGAAAGCCAACAUGAUCUGAAGAGCGUUGACGGACAUCUCUGCACUGACACGGUGAGCUCAGCCGGAGCUCCGUCAGACAGUAGCUCCGUGUACAGCCUCUUGAGGGAAUACAGGCUAGAACAAAACAUUUUACACACUGCUUUUCCAAGGACACAAAGUCAAAAGAAAUGACAAAUAAUUAUAUUUUUUAGAUUGUUAUGUAAAGUGUUUGUGUAUCAGCUUUCCUGUGUGCUUGUGAGCGAACGUGAGUAGGCAAUACUUUGCUUGUGCGUCUGUGUGUGCGCUUGAGUUUUGUAUUGAACCCUUUUUUUAACUUGAGGCAGAGGUGGGGGGGGGGGAGAGAAAAGAGAAAGCCUUUUCCUAUCAGGUAAAUAGUCAUUGCGUUAAGAGACCAGUCUUUGUCACCCAGCAGCUGCUCGCGCAUGGCUUGAAUGAGUCCAAACACAGCUGGUUAAAUAUGCACUGUCCUCAUGUACAUAGAGAAUAUAUAUUUUGUAUUACCAGCACCCAAGACUAUUGUUUAAUAAUUAACUGCAUUUGUAACCCAGGCAGAGCAAUAGUUUGCAAAUAAACAAACUAAAUAAAUAAAUAAAUAAUAAAGGUUCCAGACUCAUAUAAUCACAUUGUAUGAAUGAAGUGAUUUGUUUCAGAUAAUAGGAAUUGGUCUUAAUCAAACCUCUCAGUGUUGGAAGUAUUUUUUGUGAACCAGUUAGAGAAAGAGGAUCCUAUUGUUGAGUAACUGAAACCAAUUGAUGUUGUGACAUAAAGAGCCAAGGACCAAAACAAUGCAUUGGGGGAGGGGGGGGGGGCCCUUAAAAAGGAAUUCUACCUUUUUACAUGGAACACAUUUUAGGUCAACAAUAGGGCUGUGUAUUGGCAAGAAUCUGGCGAUGCGAUACGUAUCACGAUACACGGGUCAUGAUUCAAUAUAUCACAAUAUAUUUCAAUAUAUUGGG